Taeniopygia guttata (zebra finch) is the source of this 3853-nucleotide messenger RNA. It is a transcript of the gene FAM161A, whose product is annotated as FAM161 centrosomal protein A. Gene Ontology annotation, biological process: cilium organization. The record is from RefSeq and is a predicted model, not a curated record. NCBI's taxonomy places the organism in Eukaryota, Metazoa, Chordata, Aves, Passeriformes, Estrildidae. Gene Ontology annotation, cellular component: photoreceptor connecting cilium; cilium; ciliary basal body.
ACGGCCGAGGGGCUGCUGGGCACCGGGGGACGCGGGCUCCCCCUGAAGCUGCUCUGCAGAGGGGUCACACGCGCACACACACACAGACACACACACACACAGACACACACACACACCCACGCACACUCGCGGGGGACACCUGGCAGAUGGCCCGACCGCAGCGCCGAUCCUUUAAUGCGCUUGUGGCAGCGCGACGUCUGGAGAGCAGAUGUAGGAACUGGCCCGCCCUGGUCGAGAAAAGGAGCUGGGCUUCUACACGCCGGUGGCAGCAGCAGGAUGGCUUCGACUUGGAUUCAAAUACUAACAGAGAGCAGGCCUCCCCUCCAAAGAGAGACUGUGACACAUGGAUAGACUUUUCCAAAAUGUACAAUUCAAAUCAAGAGUAUUACUUGAAACUGGAAGAGUUGAAGAAUGCCCACAUGGAGACAAUGGCAAAACUGGAAAGUAUGUAUCAAAACAAACUGUAUUUAAAAGGAGUACAAGCCUUGGAUAAAAGAAUUAACACCUCUCCAAAGUGCUGUAGGCCAACUUGGGACAAGAGUUCAUAUCAGCCUCUUAACCUGCACAAAUCCUUUUCAGACUCAGACUUAAGUGAUCCCUUGGGCUCAAGCGUAUCGGACACGUCUGAUGAAGAAUUAGUGUUUGAAGAAAACGGCAGCGGAGCUGGAUCAUCCUCAUUUGCUAAGCAGCAGAUUGAAAAAAUGUGGGAUGGCUUCUGCCUGGAAGACUACAUUUCCCGUGCCAAGCACAGCUUGCCCAGCUCACCAGCCUGCAGGAAGGGGCACAAGAAAGAGAAAGUGUGGUCCCCCAGAGUCACUGUGCCCAAGCCCUUCCAGAUGACCAUCAGAGAAGCUAAGAAGAAAGAGCAGAAUGUCAAAUCCAAGUCACAGAUUGAGCUGGAAAAUCACUUACUGAAGAAGCAGCUGGAGGAGGAAGCAGAGUGUCAGAAAAAGUUCCGAGCCAAUCCCGUGCCUGCCGCCGUUUUCCUGCCGCUCUACCACGACAUUGUGCAGCGGAACGAGGAGCGCAGGAGGUCUGUGAGGGAGAGGAGCAAGCUCAAGCUCCUGGCUACCCAAAAGCCCUUUAAAUUCAUUGAGCGAGAGAGGCAAAGGCAUGAAGCCAGGAAAAUGCAGUUAAAAGACCUUUCCCUGCCUGAAAAUAAAACUAAAGUGUUCAGAGCAAAACCAGUCCCAAAAUGUGUUUAUAGUCCAGAUUUCCGUGACAAGGUAAAGGAGGAGGAGCUUUGCAGGGAAAUCAGGAUCAGGAUGAGAGCUGAGGAGCUGCUACAAAAUUCAUCUGUACCCAACAGCAGACUGGCCUUAAAACACACCAACAAAAAGAAGAAACGCAAGAGCACUGAACCAAAGCGAAUGGAACACAAGCUCAAGAUCAAAUCGAGCAUUCCUAAUUUUGAACUCCUACAUGAGAAAUUCCAGAAACGCCUCCUGCAACAAAAAAAAGUAAAACCCCUCACGGUCUGUGAGCCUUUCGACCUUUGUACUUCGUACAUUCCCUCAAAAAAGGACAAGAUCUUGAAGGACAUGCAAGAGGAUGAGGAAAAAUUGAAGGAAACAAGGUGGCCAUUUGCCUCUCCAAGACAGAAGCCUCAGAUGGGGCAGUCAGGGGCAAACCCACAUCUCCUGGGAGAAGGAAAAUCCAAACCUCCCAAAACCACAGAAUCCACGAGACGACGGCUGCAAGCCUUGAGGAAUUCCCUUGAGGAAAAGAGAAAGCUGGAAGAACAACAAAAAAGGAACAGAAACAAGCAGAAACAAAGAACGAAAAAAUUCCAGAAAAUUGUGAUGGCUCGGGCUGAGGCCAGUGACCCACAUCAGAGCCUAGCUCAGAUGUCUAAAACCAGAUUAAAAACAUUCAGGAACAACGAGAAGCAGAGAAAGCAGGAAUAUUUGCAAGAAUUGCAAGAAAUGGAAGAAAGAGUAAAACAAAUGCCAUUGCUUUUUGAAAGAGUCGCUCAGAAAAAUGCCAGAAUAGCUGCAGAAAAGUAUUAUUCAAACAGACUGAGAGCACUGGGAAUCUGCCCAGAGUUUGUUUCAAAGAAAGGAGGAGCAGCCAAAUCGCUCCAGUUCUCCACUGCUGGAGAUUUUACCUCCAGUGCUGGCAGAGCAAGAAUCACCGAGGUUAAAAUGAAAAGAAGGGGAUCCUUUGAGGAAGCAGCUGGUGAGAGUCCCCAGUCUGAGCAGUUGUGGGAGGAGGAGGAAAAGAAGGGAAAAGGUGUCAAAACCUCCACCCCAAAUGAGCAGUGCAGUGACCUGGAGGAUGGGGGUGGGGCCAGAGCCAGCCCUGAUGUCCUUGAGCCUGAAUGGGAGGAGGAGGAAGCCAAUGUAGACCUGUCAUUUGGCCAUUCCCAGGAGGAAGAGGAGGAGGAAGAGGAAGCAAAGGCAGGCCCAUUGCUUGGUCAUUCCCAGGAGGAGAAGGAGGAGGAGGAAGAGGAAGAAGAAGCAAAAGCAGGCGCAUCUCUGGACCAUUCCCAGGAGGAGGAAGAGGAGGAGGAAGCCAAGGCAAGCCCAUCCCAUGGCCAUUCCCAGGAGGAGGAGGAGGACGAGGAGGAUGAGGAGGACGAGGAGGAGGAUGAGUCCAGACCCAGCUCCCAGUCUGACAAGCCCCAUGAGCAUGAGGAGGAAGCUCAGUCUGAGCCCGAAGCUGAGGGCGCCUUCCAGUAUGAGGAUGAGGAGUAUGAGAGUGAUGAUUCUGAGGAGAGGGCCGGUGAUGAGGAAGGGCACUGACAGGAAGGGCUGGGACUCAGGAACCUCUUACACUGCUGGCUGUGCUUUUUGAAGCACUUUUUGUAUUUACAAUGUUUCUUCCUCUAGAAACCAUCCCCUCCUGUUCAUAGUUAUCACAACACCAAGCAGGUUUUGUUCUUUUUUCCUUUGGGGAAAAAGCUAUUACCUUUUACAGCUGCUCCAGAUGAAGAGAAUAACAAAAGAAUUCAAAUUCUUGAAAAAAAAUGUUUGAAGCCAUCCCUGUUUUGGAAUUAAUUAUGGUCUCAUGUACAAUCCUCAAGGCUUCUCUAAUGGCAGCAAACAAAAUAUUUGCCUGAGCUUGGCAGAUUAUAGGCACUCUAAAGAUCAAGAUAUAUUAUUAACAAUUAUAUUAGACACCAGAGAAAAGCUUGGUGCUUUGCUACACAUCCAAAAUUCUGAAUUUUUACUUCUUAGUUUGUGAAUUUUUACUUCUUAGUUUAGGAGACCUGCCAGUGCAGGAAUUCUGUUUGCUUUCCAGUAAGAAAGCUCAAGUUGCAAGUUUUCACCAAGAAAAUAAUUUAGUAUUUCUGUAUUACUCUUCUUUAUUGCACUCUUCUGUGACAUGAGUGCACCUCUGUUCUCAAAAUGAGCUGCAACCUCAUUGUUUAAUAAUAAAUUAUUAAAUUACACAGUGUGCUGUGUAACUGCUGAGGGCUCAUAUGCAGCUCUUCCCAUGGGCUGGCAAAGCCAGGGCAGAUUUUGGAGCAGGAAUUGCCAUUUUAUCCCUGGAAAAGGGGAGACUUUUAACCUCAGGUGACUCCAGUUGUAUGAAACUAUGCAAGGAAAUGCUUUAAUACCUUCUUACGCACUGGCUACUCAGGACUUCAGCUACUCCACAAAACACUCUCCAAAAAUGUUUGGGAUUUGGAUUUUUUUCUUGCAUCAGUAGUACCUUCCCCUACUAUUACUGACUUUCUUGCAAAAAAAAAUCUGUUAUUAUUUUUUCCUCCUUUCUUUGUUACACUGUUUCUCUGUGUUUGGAAAUUUUUAAAGCAUUCUGACUUUUAUUUAUUUUGCAAGUGUGAACAUAACUAAUGUGAAUUUGAAACUUUUUUUAAACUUGAAUAAAAUAUCUGUGAAAUUAUUAA